Aspergillus niger is the source of this 1803-nucleotide messenger RNA. RefSeq lists its product as uncharacterized. Gene Ontology annotation, cellular component: plasma membrane. Gene Ontology annotation, molecular function: ferric-chelate reductase activity. Gene Ontology annotation, biological process: iron ion transport; copper ion import; intracellular iron ion homeostasis. Bases 1 to 1803 code for a protein of 600 amino acids. The transcript has 4 exons. The record is from RefSeq and is a predicted model, not a curated record. Lineage: Eukaryota; Fungi; Ascomycota; Eurotiomycetes; Eurotiales; Aspergillaceae.
AUGGAUUCCAACUUAUGGUACGCUAUGCUCAAUGACACCCUCUGCUAUGCCAAUCUCUGGGUGCUGGCCUGUAUGAUUGUGGUCGUCUUCGCCUGGCAGUCCUCCGGCCGUCUCUCUGCCCACCUCCGUCGCCUCGCUAGCUUUACCGACCACCGUCAGACCUACCAUCGCAUUCCUAAUUUCCAUGUGGCCUGGUUGAAGCGACACCUUCUGGAUGCGCCGCUGCUGCGCUCUCGACAUAACCAGGAAUGGCAGCUCUCCCGCGCCGUCAACAUGGGCACCCUGCCCAGCCGCUUCCAUACCCUGCUCCUGACCGUCAUCGUCGUCAUGAAUGUCGUCUUGUGCACCAACACUGUGCCCUAUGGAUCGAAGGAAUCAACUGUCGCGGAGCUGAUUCGCAACCGAACCGGUUACAUGGCCACCGCCAAUCUGUUCCCCCUUCUGGUCAUGGCUGGCCGGAACAACCCCUUGAUCCCGCUUCUGCGCGUUUCGUUCGACACCUGGAAUCUGCUGCACCGGUGGUUAGGCCGCAUUGUCGUACUGGAAGGGCUGGCUCAUGUCAUUGCCUGGGGUGUGCCCAAAGUGCAAACCUAUGGCUGGUCGACCGCACUCGGCACCUUGAAGAAACCCUUCAUGUUCAAUGGUCUCAUGGGAAUAGUGGCGAUGCUCUUCAUCCUUGUUCAAUCACCUUCCCCCAUCCGACAUGCCUUCUAUGAGACUUUCCUCCACCUUCACAUUGGGCUGGCCUGUGUGUCUGUGGGAUUUCUCUGGCAUCAUGUUUACCGGUACUCCUGCCGUUACUAUCUUUAUGCCGCCGUCGCCUUCUGGGCGUUUGAACGACUUGCGCGGCUGCUGAUCCUGAUCUACCGCAACUAUGGGUUUGGUCGCCGCACAACCGCCUAUCUCGAGGCACUGCCUGGCGACGCCGUCCGCGUCACUCUGCAACUCGCUCGUCCAUGGACCUUCUCGCCGGGCCAAUACUGUUUCGUCUACAUCCCGAAGCUCGGGGCCUGGACCUCGCACCCCUUCUCCAUCGCCUGGGGUGAGACCGGUCAGACCUUGCUGGGGUCGUACAGCGAGAAGAUGGCCGAAGUGGAGUUGGGCAAUGACCACGGCCAACCUGGGCUGGAGUCUUGCAAGGUCAAUACUGUUUCUCUGCUCGUGCGACGUAGGACCGGAUUCACCGACAAGUUGUUUACGGAAGCAUUUGCCUACGCGCGCACCCGCUUACCCCCGGACACGAUCAGCACUUCGCCGCGAUCGACCACGACGGAUAUUUCCACGGCAGCCAUGCCGGUCACUGCUUUCGUGGAGGGGCCAUAUGGCAACCUCCACUCGCUCGACUCCUACGGCACCGUUCUCCUGUUCGCCGGUGGAGUGGGCAUCACCCACUGCCUGCCCUUCAUCCGCCAUCUGGUCCAGGGCCACAGCGAUGGAACGGUAGCCGCCCGACGCGUCACUCUCGUAUGGGUCAUCCAAUCACCUGAACAUCUGGACUGGAUUCGACCGUGGAUGACUACAAUCCUGGGCAUGGAAGGCCGCCGCGACGUGCUGCGGAUCCAGCUGUUCGUGACGCGCCCGAGAAACCCCCGGGAGAUCAGGAGCCCCAGCGCAACCGUGCAGAUGUUCCCGGGCCGCCCAGAUGUGGGCACUCUCGUCCAAAUGGGAAUCGAGAAUCAGGUCGGGGCGAUGGGUGUGAUGGUCUGCGGCAAUGGCGGUUUGAGCGAUGAUGUCCGUCGGGCCUGUCGACAGCGACAGGGCCGUACCCAGCUGGAUUAUAUCGAGGAGAGCUUCACGUGGUGA